AACAAAUUUGAGCUGAUGUAAAGAUCGUCUACAUCUCGGAAUUUAUUAUUUAUAACUAUUUUUAUAAAAAUAGAAUACGUUUUACUUAAGUUUCCACGCAAAAUAUAAGAUGAUUUAUAGGACCUUAUUUGUACGACAUAGUACAUUUUAUGGAACCGAUAGAGUUCUCAAUAAAUUGAAAUACAAUAAGUUGCAAGAGUGGGUUGGAAACAGAUUUAAGAACUUUGAGUUUGUAAGAAUACUCGGACCUACCGCUGAAGAAGUGAUAAAAGAUGUGGAUUUGUCAAAUAAGACAUGUUUAAUUACUGGCGCCAAUAGCGGCAUUGGUUUAGAAAUAACGAGGUGCCUGAAUGCUCACGAUUGUAAACUGUUGAUGGCAUGUCGAAACUCUUAUGAAGCGAGCGUCGUAGCGAAAAAUGUGUGCGAAAAGAAAGAAAAUAUCAAGCUGUACGAACUGAAUCUUGCCUCUUUAGCAUCGGUUAAAAAAUGCUCCGAUAUGAUUCUUAAAAAUGAAAAGAAACUGGAUAUAGUCAUUUUAAACGCGGCCACAUUUGGUUUACCAUGGACACUGACCGAAGAUGGUUUGGAAACGACAUUUCAAGUGAACUAUUUGGCACAGUUUUUCCUUAUCAUGACUUUGGAGGGCAUCCUGGCACCGGACGCAAGAGUCGUUUUUACUGGUUCGGAAUCUCAUAGAAAUAUAAAAUGGCCAAUAGAGAAAAUAAUAUCACCAACUCUGGAAGAUAUUUCCCUGCCCAGGGAACAGUAUACGUCGAUAAAAGCUUACAAUAUAUCCAAGUUGUGUUGUUUACUCGCAAUGCACUAUUUGGGAUAUCGUUGGUUAAAUACUAAUAUCUCUGUGUUAACUGCACACCCUGGUACGUUUGUUAAAACAAGAUUAUCCCGAAACUGGUGGGUUUAUGAGAUGCUGUAUACUGCUAUGCUACCCUUUUCCAAGAAUGUGGAACAAGCUGCUAGUACCGUAAUCUACAGCGCCAUCUCACCAGAGUUAGCGGGCCUCUCCACCAUAUAUUUGAAAGAUUGCCAACGUUGCAACGAGAGCUCUAUGGCUAGAGAUACGCAACUGUCAUUUAAACUUCAAGAUCUAACACGUGACGUUAUUCGUGAUCGGAUCUUGGAUUACGAUUAUAGUAUUGUGAAACCAGAGGAAAUACAGAAAGAUGUUGGAAAGGAACCUGUUGAGGAAACUUUUGCGUCUAAUUACACGGGCUAAUCGUGAAUUGUUUUUUGUUGAAAAAUAAAGACAUUUAAGUUA
Messenger RNA from Pieris brassicae (large cabbage white), 1276 nucleotides. RefSeq names its product WW domain-containing oxidoreductase-like. The record is from RefSeq and is a predicted model, not a curated record. Bases 110 to 1234 code for a protein of 374 amino acids. NCBI's taxonomy places the organism in Eukaryota, Metazoa, Arthropoda, Insecta, Lepidoptera, Pieridae. The transcript has 6 exons.